Molecule: messenger RNA, 396 nt
Organism: Chrysochloris asiatica (Cape golden mole)
Lineage: Eukaryota; Metazoa; Chordata; Mammalia; Afrosoricida; Chrysochloridae
Product: 40S ribosomal protein S15a-like
Exons: 1
Coding region: 4-396 (130 amino acids)
Biological process (GO): translation
Cellular component (GO): ribosome; cytosolic small ribosomal subunit
Molecular function (GO): structural constituent of ribosome
Source: RefSeq, a predicted model, not a curated record
AUCAUGGUGUGCAUGAAUGUCUUGGCUGACACUCUUAAGAGCAUCAAUAAUGCCAAGAAGAGGAGCAAACGCCAGGUUCUUAUCUGGCCGUGCUCCAAAGUCAUCGUUCGGUUCCUGACAGUGAUGAUGAAGCAUGGUUACACUGGUGAAUUUGAAAUCAUUGUUGAUCACAGAGCUGGGAAAAUCGUUGUGAACCUCACUGGCAGGUUAAACAAGUGUGGCGUGAUCAGCCCUCGGUUUGACGUGCAGCUGAAAGACCUAGAAAAGUGGCUGAGUAAUGUGCUCCUGUCCCUUCAGUUUGGUUUCAUUGUACUGACGACCCCAGCUGGCAUCAUGGACCACGAGGAAGCAAGACAAAAACACACAGGAGGGAAAAUCCUGGCAUUCUUUUUCUAG